This is a messenger RNA of Calliphora vicina (urban bluebottle blowfly), 2562 nucleotides long. RefSeq names its product DDB1- and CUL4-associated factor 6-like. Lineage: Eukaryota; Metazoa; Arthropoda; Insecta; Diptera; Calliphoridae. Gene Ontology annotation, molecular function: protein binding. The transcript is spliced from 4 exons. Gene Ontology annotation, cellular component: cytoplasm; Cul4-RING E3 ubiquitin ligase complex. The record is from RefSeq and is a predicted model, not a curated record. Gene Ontology annotation, biological process: positive regulation of transcription by RNA polymerase II. Bases 286 to 2382 code for a protein of 698 amino acids.
UAUUUACAAAAAAUAAGGUAAAAAUGUUAAGGUUAAAAUCGCCAACAGAAAUUUAACUAAAAAGAAUUUUGAAAAAAUCAAUGUCAUUCUUUCAAUUUUUUCGUUUAAUAUUAAAUUUUCGCAAAAGAUCAAGUGAAUAUUUGUGAGGGCCAUACACACAAAACGCAUUCAACCAAAGAAAACAAAAAAUAAUAAUAAAAAUAUAAACAACAUUGCAACCAGCCAGCCAAUACGGAAAACAUUUUCUUGCAAACAUAUUAUUAGAGUCAACAAAUAUCGGUGGAAAUGCCGCGUGACAUGCAUUCCCGGAAUAGCGUGUUUCGCAGCAUUCUACAAAGAGAUUAUUUUGAACCACGCCUUACACAACGCAAUUUAAUUGCUAGCACCAAAGAUUCACUAGAUUAUGUACAACGUUUGGGUCUGCUAUGCCGCCUGCCCGUACAUUCUGGCUGUGUCAAUACCAUACAUUGGAAUAGUACGGGGGAAUAUUUAUUGUCGGGAUCGGAUGAUCAAUUUAUUGCCGUGACAAAUCCCAAUAAUCAGGAAGUCCUUUUGAAAUGUAAAACAGCACAUCGGGCGAAUAUAUUUAGUGCACGUUUCAUGCCACAAUCGAACGAUCAGGCGAUUGUAUCAUGCUCGGGAGAUGGCAUCGUUUUGUACACAGAACUAAUGGCCCCCUAUAUGAAACGUAUGAAAUCCCAAUUUAAUGGGUUGGAUAAUGGAGCACCCGUCUAUGAGAGAAGUCCUGAUGCAGAGUCUACUGUUAAUUAUUUCAAUUGCCAUAAGAGUGCCACAACAUACGAGGUGUUGACAGUUCCUAUGGAACCACGUUCGUUUAUGAGUUGUGGCGAAGAUGGCACUGUACGACUGUUUGACUUGAGACAAAUAUCGGGUUGUCAUAAAACUUGUUGCAAGGAUAAUAUAUUGAUUUUAAGUCCAUCGGCUGUUAAUGCUAUCGAUUUGUCUCCUGUUAGUUCGAAUUAUUUAGCUGUGGGCAGUUCGGAUGCUAUAGUGCGCAUAUACGAUCGACGUUAUUUAUCUGUGAUUGAUUUUAAUGAUGGCAACACAGCCAGUGCCGACAAACACACAAGGCCGGUGAAGGCUUAUCCUAUACCACUGCCUAGUAGUCGUCAGUAUCGAAUAACUUGUAUACGUUACAGUCCCGAGGAAACCGAACUGUUGGUCUCAUAUUCAUCGGAAUAUUUAUAUCUAUUCGACCUGAAACAUGAAGGUGUCAAUGUCGAUGAUUUGCCGAAGGGUCGUUAUGUGGCAAAUCGUGGAAAUUCACCACCACCACCCAUGACGGCAGAACAGGUUACGAGGAGGUUGCGUUUAAGGGGAGAUUGGUCAGAUACGGGUCCAGACGCAAGGCCCGAAAGGGAUCCGAAUGGUAGAGUGGAUGUGGGCCAGGUAAGACCUCAAUUGCAGCCCAAUAUAAUGAGUCGCAUGACAGAGGUGAUAUCACGCAUGUUAAAUGAUCCACGAACACGCAUGGGCCUAACAAAUCAAAUGCAGGAAAAUCAAGCAACUGCAGCUGCUUCUGCGGCAACAACAGCACCAACUACUGAAGAUUCACGUCCGUCCACUUCAUCAUCAGCGGCUUGGCGUCGUGCUGCUGCCAAUAGUUUAAUUGUUAAUAGAGAACAGACUUCAUCUAACGAUACUCCUGAUGCAAAUCUUGCCUCAACAAGUGAUGACGUUGAAAUGUUUGAAACUACAAAUGAAGACAACACUCAAAGUCCCAGAUCUGCACAAUUUCAAGUGGAUGCUGCUUCACUAAAUAAGGAAUUGGCGGAUCUUGAAAUGGAGACACGGGAAAUUGUCUACGAUUAUUUACUAAUGAAAUAUACCGGCCAUCGCAAUGCCCGCACCAUGAUCAAAGAGGCCACAUUUUGGGGCAACAACUAUGUUAUGUGUGGAUCAGAUUGUGGUCACAUCUUCACCUGGGACAGACGCACCGGCAAAUUGGUCAUGUUAAUGCAAGCCGAUCAGCAUGUGGUCAAUUGUUUACAACCUCAUCCAGUAUUGCCUUAUUUGGCUAGUUCAGGCAUUGAUUAUGAUGUCAAAAUCUGGGCACCGAUAUUGCAAGAGAAAAGUUUUGACGAAGAUGUAGCGGAAAUUUUAAUGGAACGCAAUGCCAUUAUGUUGGAACAAACCAAAGACACUAUUACCGUGCCGGCUGCUUUCAUGAUACGUAUGUUGGCUUGUAUUCAUUCAUUACGCAACAGAGAACGUAAUAACACAAAUUCAACUCAACAAAACUCAAAUGAAAAUAAUUCACAACCAAAUAAUACACAAAAUGAUACGACUGGUGAUAAUAAUAUUAAUAAUCAUAAUGAUAAUAACAAUAAUAGUAACAAUAAUAAUGAUACUAGUAGUUAAUUUGAAUCUAAUAACUAUAAAGCAGCAAUUGUUUAUUUCAAUAUUUCUAAAAUUAAAUGCUAUUUGUAAUAUUGCUUCUUUUAAAGAAUUUAUUUUUGAAGUUAUUUAUUUCAUUAAAACCUAAAAAUAAUUGAACGUGUACACAAAAAGCGUACAAACACUCAAAAUGUUAAAUCAUAA